This is a messenger RNA of Chinchilla lanigera (long-tailed chinchilla), 886 nucleotides long. RefSeq names its product chromosome unknown open reading frame, human C16orf13 (gene Mettl26). The coding region runs from base 98 to 712 and encodes 204 amino acids. NCBI's taxonomy places the organism in Eukaryota, Metazoa, Chordata, Mammalia, Rodentia, Chinchillidae. The transcript is spliced from 6 exons. The record is from RefSeq and is a predicted model, not a curated record.
GGCAGGCCCGCAGCUCCAGACGCGCUCAGAGGCGGAAGUCAUCGUCCGGCGCCGACGCACUCAGUAGUGGGUCCUGGCGGGAGGACACGCGCCCGCUAUGCUGGUGGCGGCGGCCGCAGAGCGGAACAAGGAACCCAUCCUGAGCGUUCUUCGGCAGUACGUGGACCCCGCCCAGCGCGGCGUCCGCGUGCUCGAGGUGGCUUCGGGCUCCGGCCAGCACGCCGCCCACUUCGCGCAGGCCUUCCCGUACGCCGAGUGGCAGCCGUCCGACGUGGACCAGCGCUGCCUGGACAGCAUUGCCGCCACAACUCAGUCCCAGGGACUGUCCAAUGUGAAGGCCCCCCUGUACCUGGAUGUGACCUGGGAAUGGCAGCAGUGGGGCGGCAUCCUGCCACAGUCGCUGGACUUGCUGCUGUGCAUCAACAUGAUCCACAUCAGCCCCCUGAGCUGUACGGAGGGGCUCUUCAGAGCAGCCGGGCACCUGCUCAAACCCAAGGCUGUGCUCAUCACUUAUGGGCCCUACGCAGUCAAUGGGACGAUUUCUCCCCAGAGCAACGUGGACUUUGACCUAACCCUCAGAUGCAGAAACCCAGAGUGGGGGCUGAGGGACACAGCCUUCUUGGAGGAUUUGGGCCAGGCCAGUGGCCUUCUCCUGGAGAAGAUGGUGGACAUGCCAGCCAAUAACAAGUGCCUAAUUUUCCGGAAAGAAUAGCCCCUUUCCUUCAUCCUGCAUGCCCUGCAUCCCUGCCAAAGUUUCUCUUGGGCACAAACCCUGGCUCCUGAUGCCCUGGGCCAGAUUCUGGGAAUGACCAGCCCCAUCUAGUCUGGCCCGUCAAAAGUCUGGGCCCAGUCGGCCUUGGAAUAAAGUGUUUCCUGCUGUCCCCUU